CGGCACGAAAAUUCUCUCGGCAGAUAGUUUGAUCGCAAAGGACGUCGUUAGCAGCGUCGUUAUCGAGAAUCCACUGCCUGUUGUAGUUCCCAGCGUCGCGCAGAACGAAGAACGCAGUACAUGGGCUGGAACAGAAUCCGCAGAGCAAGGUUACUGUGCAGACGAAGGCCGGCAGGCGAGCGCCACACUUUUUCCGACCCUGUUGACCAGCAAUAGUGUGGCGGUAAGCCAUCAUCUCACCGCGAAGGACCUUUUGACCACCCCGAUCAAAGACCUGUUUGCAAAAUCGAGCACAUUUUCUGCGAAGAUGAAAGUGAACAGUAAAGCUCUUCUGACGAAAAGUACUAGCAGCGUCAAAAAUAAAAGCCUGGUCCUCUCACUUAGCAAGAAUGAUCAAGAGACCACAUCUUCUGCGAGCAAGCCGGCGCGGGAAGAGAAUUUCGAAAAUGUUUGGAAGAAAAGCUACGAAAAGCUGGAGAACAGUAUUGUUUACGGAACGACAUCCCCCAACGGUCUGCAGCACAACCAGUACGCAUUUUCCCCCACCCCCUCCCGCGACCGCAGCGGAGCGCGGAGCAGUGGUCGUAGCCCCAAGUGGUCCGGGCGAGGACGCAGCCGCACUAGGAGCGGCAGCCCAGGACUGAAAGUGCGUGACGCAUCCGCCCACCGUACUAGCGCAUCUCCGACGCCCCUGUCGCCCAGUUUGAAACAGGCCGCCGCGUUUGCGGAUAAGGUCUCUGGGUCUAUUACUUCCACGCCUGGGAGUCCGAGCAAAUCCAUUUUGGUUGGCGGGUCCUCAAAGAACGCGACGUCUCCGACUGCAACAUCUGUGCGAAAGCAGUACUUUCAGGGCGGACCGUCUGGGAUGAAGAAUGCUAGUGAAGAGAGGAAUAAAAGCGCAGACCACACUGAUCUAUGGUCGCCGCCCAUGCGGAAGGUGUAUUUCCCCUCACGGUUGACAACUUGCGUUCCGGUGAAGUGUGACGAGGAAAAAGGUCCUGCUUCUCCCCCGUCAUUCACUAAGAAGCGAGCGGUUCAUCUUCGGUCUCGCAGCUCGUCAGUCCGGAGGGGCGCCGGUGGGAAGAAUUUCAUUCAGUUGAACCGUAACGGGCUGCAGAGUAGUUUCGCGCGGAACAGCCAAAAGCGCUCGGAGGAUCAGGGCAACCCACCUGUUGCAGCAGUCGGCAGCGAGGCCCCGAAAGAUUUUAUUGGCACUGUGCAUUCUGAACAGCGCGGUUCCGUCGAAAGUUCGCGUGCCGACGAAGUAUUCGAAAGGUCGGAAAAUAGACCGCCUGAACAAGCUUCGCCUUCGUCCCCGACCGCCAGCCCUUCUCGGCGCCAGUAUUCGCAAGGCAAG
Molecule: messenger RNA, 1357 nt
Organism: Amoebophrya sp. A120
Lineage: Eukaryota; Dinophyceae; Syndiniales; Amoebophryaceae
Source: the annotation of a GenBank genome assembly